AUGAACAUGAUUGUUUUAAAUUCCAAACGACGAAAAGAUUCGCACAUAUUAAUGAAAAUUAAAGAAGAAAUUAUCCAAUGUGAAAUGCCUAAAAUUGAGCAACGUUCGUAUUUGUCCUUGCCCACAAAAAUUGACAAUGGUAUACAUGGAAACGUGCAAAUUUAUCCUAUUAAACAAGAACUUGGGAACACUAGCGACGUUAAAAUGAUUAGUGAUAUUAAGCAGGAAGUUGAUGAAUACAGAAUGCAACCAAUAAUUGAAACUGAUAUUAAAAUGAAAGAUAUCAAUGAUAUUAAACAAGAAGUUAGUGAGUACAUUAUACAACCAAAAACUGAGAGUGAAUUGUUGACUUCGCAUUGUGAUUUACCAACUUUGAAAAUUGAAAAUACUGAUUUAGACAAUUAUUAUUUAGAGCAUUGGUGUAGCAGCAAAUCGUUAAAUAGUACAGCAAAAGUAAUUUUAAACAAAAAGAAGAGGUUCGAUUGCCCUAUCUGCCAUAAGAAUUUCCCUACUUCCAAGUCAAGAUCGAUUCAUAUUGACGGACAUUUUAAGAAGCACUACGCAGUUUGUGAGUUUUGCGGAAAAUUAAUGAAAAAACUGGACUUUUUUCGACAUUAUUUUGUUCAUAUAGUGAAAAAUAUGACUAAAAUCACAUUAAUAACAGAACUUUGA
This is a messenger RNA of Psylliodes chrysocephalus, 672 nucleotides long. The record is from the annotation of a GenBank genome assembly. NCBI's taxonomy places the organism in Eukaryota, Metazoa, Arthropoda, Insecta, Coleoptera, Chrysomelidae.